Oreochromis niloticus (Nile tilapia) is the source of this 2820-nucleotide messenger RNA. It is a transcript of the gene ccdc175, whose product is annotated as coiled-coil domain containing 175. NCBI's taxonomy places the organism in Eukaryota, Metazoa, Chordata, Actinopteri, Cichliformes, Cichlidae. Bases 476 to 2692 code for a protein of 738 amino acids. The record is from RefSeq and is a predicted model, not a curated record. The transcript has a single exon.
GGGACCGGGGUCACACGGUAUUUUUUCUAUUCACGUUUCAAACACUGACUUCGCUAAACUUGCUUUGUUUUCCUGGGGUUAUUCUCGGGCGGUUAGCACUUAGCUGACUUUUAGCUUCGAGCGUGCUGACGUCACCGAGUUGCCGUAGAGCUAGUAGCGAUGGGGACGCCGUUGCCCUGGCGACAGCGCUCAUAAGUCAUCGGCGCUGGCUAGGUGCUGUAUGAACUUUAACGCUGCAGAAACAGCUUCAGGUGAAGGUUUUAAUUAAUAAAAUGAAUCAAAUAAAUAUCGUGGGUCAAAUAGCUUAGGAUUUUGAACUGACUCCACCAGCCAGUUUUUAAACGAGUAGCAGACAGUGGGGUAGCUGUUGCCCCGACGACAGCACGCACAAGUCAUCCGUGCCAGCGAGCAUCUGUUUGAAACGCUCCGUAUACGGCUCGGAGUGCCGCUAACACGCUCCAGAACGUAGUCACAUAUGGCUUCCUCACUGGUGCCCGACUUCUCAUCGGUUAUGGUGGUUCUGGAGCGUUUAAAGGAGCUGGACGAAUACCUGAAAGAGGAGGAGGUACCGUUUGCACCUGAGGCCAGCCUCCACCUCAUGGAGAUAACGGCUGCUGUCAGCGAGCUGGAGGCAGACAGGCGCGCUGCUCGUGAACACUUGGAAGUGGAAAGCAUAGAAAACAGCAAACUGAGACACCAGAUCAACAACAUGCGUGAAGGAAUGAGUAAGGAGAUCAUGGCUGAUGUAGCAGCGGCGCGAGCAUCGAAUGUCGAGGAGAUCCAGCAACUGUGCAAAGAUCUCAGUGCAGUCUCUCAGCUCCAAGAAGAAGCUACGAAGAUGCGGGAAUCCCUUCUCAGCCAAAACAAGUCCCUGUACCUGGAGCAGGAUCAGGCGAAGGCUAACCAUGAUAGUAUCAUGGCUACUCUGAAUGAUCUACUUGCCCUAAAGUACAGCUCACAGAUGCAGCUGAACAUGACAUGGGAGAAUAUAGAGGAGCUGAAGUCCUGCAUUGCCGGCGUCGAGCAGGACAGGUUAACCCUGGAGCAGAACAUGAAGCUGGAGAGACAAGCCUCCUCCGUGAAAAGAAAUGACCUCUUGGAAGAGGUGAGCCACGCUGAGAAGCAGACAGAGCAGCAAAACCGCCUGAACAGGAGUAGCAGAAGAGAACUGGAUAGCAUUACCAAGAAGAAAGACAAAGCCCAGGGACAGCUGGAUGAGCUCAUGGAUGAGUUAGGUAAGGUCGAGAACAACAUACACAGACUGAAGGUGUCACAGCACCAUCAUGAGGAGCAGCUGGAAGGGGAAGUCCAAAAGCAACGGGAGCUGAAGCAACAGAGGGAUCUGCUGAAGGAGGAGCUGCAUGAAUUGGAGGAAGCCUUCAGCCUCACUGUGCAGAACUUGCAAGAGGAAAUCGUCGCAAUGGACAGUAAAAUAAAGGAGGGCAGAGCAUCAAAACAGCAUUUAGAGGCAGCCCUGACUCAGGUCUGUGAGAUUUUCAAGCAUCGGCACACUAAAGAGAACUGGGUCAGGGCUGAGCAUCAGCAGGUCUCCCAGCAGCUGGAGUGGUCCAGGCUGCAGCUGGAGGAGCGUAUUGCCUCCAUCAUCAAGCAUGGCAGGGAGAUCAAAGAGAUGGAGAAGCAGGUCAAAGAGCUCAAGGAAACUGAUGUAAUAAACGAGCGUCUCUUUGAGAGGAAUCAGGAAGAGCUACGUGGCAACAUGGAUGCAGGAGAAAAGAAUGUGGGCUGUCUUCAGGAGGAGAAAGAGCGACUCCUGCAGCUCCUGGAGAAGGCAAAGAGGAAACAGGAGGAACAUAUUGAGAAAAUGACAUCUGACAUCAGUAGUACCCAGAAAAGAUAUGAGGAGCUGCUUCAAGAAAAAGCAGCGCUCCUGAAGCAGGAGCCCAAGACCACUGAUGCCAGCCUCCUGAUGAGGCAUGUGACCCGAUCCAAGGAGGAGUACGAAAGAAUCGAGACCAGGCAGCACCAGGAGUUACAGCAGCUCACCACUGACGUCGACAAGGUUGCUCAGAGUGUUAAGGAGAAGCAGAGGGAGGUGGAGGAGAAGGAAAAGAUUCUGAAGAAGGUGGAGGCCGAGUGGAGCGAUGAGCAGAGCAGGCACCACAGGCUGGAAGUGCUUCUCAAUGAGCUGAGGAAGAGGAGGAGUGAGCUGGAGCUUUCAAUUCAGGCACUGAAGGAGAAAACCAGUGAACUCCUUCAGCCCAAAGAGGAAAUGAAGGCUGAGCUAGAGGAGCUGCAAACAUGCCACAUCAACACGCUCCACAGACAGGCGUCUGAGCUGAGAGCUGUGGAGGUGAGCAUCUACGACUGCGGCGCGAAACUGGAGCAAGUCACCAUGGAGAACAGCCGGCUGCAGUUCCAUAUCAGUCGGAUGACGGAGGACAUUGAAACAGCCAAACAGGAGAUGCACAAAUACUGGCAGGAGGCUCAGGAGUUCAGCCAAGACGCAGAGGCAUUAUGGGAAAGCUUACAGCAAGCCUGGGCGGAGGAUUUAAUGUUAACCCAGGACCAUGAGAGCAGUGAAGGCGUCCUGUUCAUGUCGAUUAGUUCCCUGCUGGACCAUCUGAAGAAUCGGAAACAGCAGUUAGGAAACAUUAGCACGCUCCUUCACCAACAAAUGCUCGACUUCAGCAAACGACUGGGAGACAAGACCACAGCGAAACUAUGCAGCUGACUUUAUCCACGAUGACAAGUGGACUCACUUCAAGAUGUCAGCCUGCUGUCUGUGCACAGGCAACGUUUGAGCCUGAUAUUAACCUGUAAUGUGGAAAAAAAAAAAAAAAGUUUGCUGUGACAUGAAAA